Messenger RNA from Prosopis cineraria, 1592 nucleotides. Its product is annotated as E3 ubiquitin-protein ligase RDUF1-like. The record is from RefSeq and is a predicted model, not a curated record. Gene Ontology annotation, molecular function: ubiquitin protein ligase activity. Lineage: Eukaryota; Viridiplantae; Streptophyta; Magnoliopsida; Fabales; Fabaceae. The transcript has a single exon. Bases 115 to 1248 code for a protein of 377 amino acids. Gene Ontology annotation, cellular component: cytoplasm. Gene Ontology annotation, biological process: protein ubiquitination.
UGUCCCUUAAAGCCACGCUCUCCCCAGCGGCUGCUCUUAGCAGAUUCAUCAUUCUCUCUCUUCGUCUACCCCCCAACCUCCCCAGUCAGCUCUGGAUCUUUACCAUCAUCAUCGAUGAUGAACUCCGAUGCAGCUUCCCCUCCGACCUCCUACUGGUGCUACAGCUGCACCCGCUUUGUUCGCCUCUUGGAUCGGGACGAUGUCGCUUGCCCUCACUGCCAAAGCGGCUUCGUUGAAGAGAUCCACAACCACCCUUCCUCCGAUCAUCAUCACCUCAGCCCCUUUCCUCCUUCUACCUUCCCCGAUUCAGCUCCUACUUCCUACGAUUUCAGCAGACAAGGGUUCCGUCGAAGGCGACGCAACGCCGGCAACAGAUCUCCCUUUAACCCUGUAAUUGUCCUCCGUGGACCCGUCGACGGAACCGCUGGCCACAACGGUGUCGGUAGUGACCAGGAAGAGAGCAGCUUCGAGUUGUACUACGAUGACGGAGAUGGCUCCGGCCUCCGACCGUUGCCGCCGGCCAUGUCUGAGUUCCUGUUAGGGUCAGGGUUUGAACGGCUUCUGGAGCAGUUUUCCCAGAUCGAACUGAAUGGGUUCGGGCGUCCAGAGAACCCGCCCGCUUCCAAAGCAGCCAUAGAGUCGAUGCCUGCGAUUGUUAUUGAGGAGACCCAUGUGGGUUCCGAUGCGCACUGUGCCGUGUGCAAGGAAGCGUUCGAACUCGGUACGGAGGCGCGUGAAAUGCCCUGCAAGCAUAUAUACCAUUCAGAUUGCAUCCUUCCGUGGCUUUCAAUGCGCAAUUCAUGCCCUGUGUGCCGCCACGAGCUGCCGUCGGAUCGAAACACGUUAGACAGUAGAGUGUCGGGUCAAAUCGAUGACGAAACAGUAGGAUUGACGAUUUGGCGGCUGCCUGGUGGGGGCUUCGCGGUUGGAAGGUUUUCCGGCAGUCGGAGAGCCGGCGAGAGUCAUUUCCCUGUCGUGUACACGGAAAUGGACGGUGCACUGAAUACAAAUGGAGCCCCGAGAACAGUUUCCCGAACAGCGAGAAGCACCAGAGUCAGAGAAAGUCGCGGCUUUGGAAGAAUUGUUCGCAAUUUCUUGUCAAUCUUCGGGGGGCGUCGGUCAAGGUCAAGUCCAUCUUCAUCUCCUGGUUCCGAGCGCGAGCCUCCGAGCAUGAGUCGGAGCCAUUCGAUCUCAUUAUUCGGGAGAAACUCGAGGAGGCGCAGUAGAACUUGGGUUUUGGAAGAUUGAAUUCGGAAAUAGCAAUUUUGGGAAGAAAAUCAUUAAUUUGGGCCUGCAUUUUGAGGGGAAAAGAGAUUCAUUCUGUAUAUAGCAUAGAACUAUCAAGCAUAAAAUUUUAAUUUUAUGAAGUCAGUCCGGCGAGUUGAUUCGAUUUUGCAUAUCUGGGGUCAAGAGGCGCGCUACUUUACAUUGCUUGCUGGCAGUGAUGGUAGACGAGUGAAGCGACCGAGCAUAGAUUUAUAGAUUCAAAGGGAAGGGAAAUCUAAAUUAUGGAGUCAACCAUGCCGAGUUUUUGUUGUUGCAUAGUCAUUGUAAUCAUUCUUGGAAAAUAAUGUUGAAGAUCUUGUUAAUUA